AUGAAAGAAACAAAAACUUUGGGUUGCUGGCUAUUUGUGCUCAUCUGCCUCUUAACAAAGACUUCAGCCUGUACUGAUAGUCUUACAGCAAAUGUUUCGAUCACACACGUUGAAAAUGAUAAAGGCGCUGUCUGUCUAGAUGGAAGCCCUCCUUCCUACUAUCACGGCAAGGGAGAAGGGUUGGGUAUAAACAAUUGGGUGAUUUACCUACAGGGUGGUGGGUGGUGUACAACGGUCAAAGAAUGCCAAGGACGUUCUACAAGUCAUUUAGGUUCUUCAGAAAAUUUAGCUAAGAGUGUUCAUCUUGGGAAUAUUUUGAGGCAAAGCUCCGAUACAAAUCCUGACUUCUGUGAUUGGAACCGGGUUUACAUUAAUUACUGUGAUGGAUCUUCCUUCACAGGGGAUGUUGACACAGUUGAUCCAGCUACUAAUUUAACAUAUAGAGGAGGAAGGAUCUUUACUGUGGUAAUGGAUGAUUUGCUUAAAAAAGGGAUGAAAAUUGCCAAAAAUGCCAUUCUUUCUGGAACUUCAGCAGGGGGCACAGCUGCAAUUUUACAUUGCGAUAGGUUUCGAUCACUUUUGCCAUUUGACGCAAAAGUUAAAUGCUUUUCAGAUUCCGCAUACUUUUUGCAUGAGGAAUAUUUGAUGGGGGAGAAGAAAUUUGAUACUGUCUUUGAAGGAUUGAUAACUUUACAUGGAUCAAAGUCAAAUGCUCCCUUCAUCUUGCACUGAGGAAUUAACCAAUCCAAGUCUUUGCUUCUUUCCCCAAUAUGUGCUGCCACACAUUAAGACUCCGGUUUUCAUUGCUAUGUCUUCUUUUGACAUAAUACAGGUUGAAUAUAAUUUGUCUCCUAUGCACAAGGUAUGCCUCCUGUACCAGAACUGCA
Molecule: messenger RNA, 887 nt
Organism: Ipomoea triloba (trilobed morning glory)
Lineage: Eukaryota; Viridiplantae; Streptophyta; Magnoliopsida; Solanales; Convolvulaceae
Product: pectin acetylesterase 8-like
Exons: 10
Coding region: 1-732 (243 amino acids)
Biological process (GO): cell wall organization
Cellular component (GO): plant-type cell wall
Molecular function (GO): pectin acetylesterase activity
Source: RefSeq, a predicted model, not a curated record